CUGACUAUUAACAGAUCCCAUAACAUAUAAAUCAAACCAUGUUUGCGUCUUGCAAUUUUAACCAGGAAUGUGGACAUUGUUCUUUCUUAUUUAGGAUGACUCAGAGAGUGUCUGUUCCGAGUUCUGUUCUGUUCUGUUUUUCUUGAUCUUGAUCUUGAUAUUGAUGUGUUGCGGUGAAACAUUGAAAAAAAAUUACUCACCGCGCGUGCGUCAAGUAGCUGUAAAACAUACUUAGUUUUCGAGCCCCCCUCUAAUUUGGUUUUUAAACAUAGAAACUGGAUCAUUUGUAGCUGUUUGAUACUUGCGAAUCAAGUCCGGAGGAAGAGAGUUCCAGGCACAUAUUGUAUUUGGGAUGAAACUGAACUUUAGUACGUUUGUCAUUGUCGAAAUUCUAUUAAAAUGUUCAUUAUGCAUGUUUUUAGUAAAACGAAUAGGUCGAUGGAGUUGAUCCAAUGGUAAAUUUGCACGUGAAUUUAGACCUUUACAUAGUAAUAUUAAUCUAUUUUGUUUUCUUCUUUCUUUCAAAGGUUGAAGUUCUAAUACUUUUAAAAUUUUAGUCAUGGAUCCUGGUUCGUAGUCCCGAUAAUUAGAAGUGAUGAAUCUAGCUGAAUGCUUUUGUACGCUUUCAAGUUUUUCUUGUAAAUAAAUUUGAUGUGGAUCCCAGGCCGCGCUGGCAUAUUCUAGCACUGGGCGGAUUAAUCCUUUAUAAGCCUGAAGUUUUACGUCUUGAGCACACAUGGAUAAAUUUCUUUUGAGAAGACCUAACGUUCUGUACGAUUUGUUGCAGACUUCAUUUAUAUGUUUGUUCCAAUUCAGAUCACAUGUGAUAUUCACUCCAAGAUAUUUAAUACAAGAUAAGACGUCUAGACGAGUAUUUUUCAAUGUGUAGUCAAAAUUAAUUUUCUUAUUUCUACGUGAAAGAGUCAUCGUGUUGCAUUUACUGGGUUGGAAUCUUAUACCCCAAGAAGUGGCCCAAUAACCAAGUUUAUUUAUGUCUGAUUGUAAGUCUAAGCAGUCUUCAAAAUUAUUAAUUUCCCUAUAGCAAACACAAUCGUCGGCAAAAAGUCUAAUAUUCGAAGUUAUGUCUAUAGAGAUGUCAUUGAUAUGCACCAAAAAUAGGAUCGGGCCUUACACAGUUCCCUGCGGUACUCCGGAUUUAACAAUUGAGGAUUCUGAUCUGGCGCCAUUUACUACAACGCAUUGCUUACGGUUUACUAAAAAUGAAUCUAUCCACUGUAGAAUGUUUAUAGGAACUCCAUAUUUGUGUAAUUUAGUUUUUAAUAAUUCAUGAGGCACGGUGACGAACGCCUUUUCGAAGUCUUGUAUAAAAAUGUCCACUUGUUUGGAUUUAUCUAUAGAUGUUGCCCAAUCAUUAAUGACGGUUACAAGUUGGGUUUCACAACUGUGAUUUUUACGAAAAGCAUGUUGAUUUUUAUUCAGAAUAGAGUUGUUAUCAAAAUGUUGCAUUAAGUUGGAACAGAUGAUGUGCUCUAGAAGUUUGCAACAUAUGCAAGUCAACGACACAGGUCUAUAAUUACUAGGUUUUGAUCUGUCAUCUUUCUUGUAUAACGGACAAAUAUUUGCUGAUUUCCUAUCCUCCGGAUUAGUACCAAUGUUUACUGAUUGUUGAAAGAGAUGCGCUAAGACGCUUGAUAUACUAGUUGCAAGUUCUUUUAAUACUUUUGGAUGUAUACUAUCAGGACCCAUGGCCUUGGUUGUAUUUAAGCCUUGCAGCAAUUUUUCAACUCCUUUUUCAGUAAUAUUUAUUAAGUCCAUUUUCUCGUAUAAAGGUGUUUCAUAUGUAACUGACGUAUAUUCAGUGUGCGUAAAGGCACUGGUGAAUUGUUCAUUUUAAACUUUAGCUUUAUCUAAAUCUGAUUCUACAGUAGAGCCACAUUUUGUUGUUAACGGAGGUAUACCUGUUUGUCGGAUUUUUGACAGUUUAUGUAUUUCCAAAAAGGCUUACAGUCUUUUUUAAUUUCACCAAUUAAAUUAUUCACAUAAUUGUCAUGAGCAUCUUGAACUUCAGUUUUAACUUGUUUUCAUAACAAUUUCCACUUAAUCUUCAGUCUGAGAUUUCCAGUUUUUUUUUAAUUUGCAUGAGUUUUAUUUCUACGUUUUACCAAUGUUUUAAUUUCUCGGGUAAUCCAAGGUAAAUAUUGUAGACUUUUAGAUAGUUUACUUGGAACAUGAGUGUCUACACAUUUUAAUAAGAAUUUCUUGAUUAAUUUACUAUUUCUUCCACUGUUCUGGUGUUUUGAUAACCGUUGAAAUACUUGUCCUUAGCAAAGUCCGAAGUUUCCUUUCUCAUUGCAUCAUAAUCUCCUUUUUGGAAUAUUGGAAAUAAGAACGUUUUGGUUGUUUCUUGUACGGGAUGUCACACUUCAACGUACCAGCGAUAACAUCAUGAUCACUAAACUUGUCUGGCGAGUAGAUAUUUUCAAAUUGACCGGGUAGUGUUGUAAUGAACAAAUCCAGAAUGUUUUCGUCCCUCGUGGGAAAAUUUACGAGUUGUUCAGCACUAUGUUCGUCUAGGAUAUCAAUAAGUGAUUGGCCUUCACAGUCCGAUAGGCAUGAUAACGUUAAUUUAUUAAGUUUAUUUUACUCGAGUUAUUUAUAUUCUUAGCGAAUUGUUCAUAAAUAAAAGUACUGUAUUGGGUUAAUGAACACAUAUAUUUUAUGAAUCCAUAGGUAUUGCACAAUAAUCUUCGUUAGUCUGAUUGUUAUUCACAUUUUUCACUAGAAGUCGUCAUGUCAUUUCACCAUUGUCCGCCAUCUUGGAAUGCUGACUUAUGGGUAAUUCUUGCAUAGCAACAAACUGCUGUGAUAACAUUUUUAUCGCAAGACCUAUUUUUAGGCAUUAGGUAAGAAAUCUACGCUAUUAUUAGCAUGUAAAGGUUAUUAAUUAGUUCAUAUAAUCUGUUUUAAAUUGGUUUGUCAUUUAAAGCCCAUUUUAUUAUUUAUAAGUGUUAAGCGUGCGAGCGUUCCCUAAUUGGUCACGGCAGUUAUUGUGACCCGCUUUUGGUCACACAGUGACCAAUAUUUGGUCACAGUGACCAAUUUCUGGUCACAAAUGACGCCGCGAUAGUAUAAAGUGACCAAAUUUUGGUCACAGGGUUCAUUCUAGUUAUAAUCUUUAAAGGGGUAACAUCUAUCAAUGUUUUCUCUAAAAAAGUAAGAUUAGCAUUAACAAUAGUAACUUUUGUAUUGAACCGUUGAAUUUUGAGAAAUAAGUAAUAGCUUAUUCUAAGUUCUUUUAAAUAUGGAGUAAUUGAACUAUUAAAUCUAACUUUAACUACCGUAUUACGUUGAAAGGAGCAUCAUUGAAUUUUUGACAUCCAUUGUUUACUAUUAUUUGACUACGCUACUUUGUCAAGACUGUUAAAUCCGAUGAAUAUUAAGUUUUAUUGAAUGUAUCGGAAUUAAGCAUUUUGUUUAUCGGUACACAGUUAUAACCGUUUAUUGUGAAUAAACCCGUUGAACAUUUCGUAUCGGAAUUGCGUUGUGAAUUUAUAGUACCACGGAACGCAACAAUACUACAAAAACGAAAGAAGAGUUAAAUGUCUAAAAAAAAUAAAAAUAAUUAAUUGCGGAAAUUAUUUGUGGAUGCGGUGCCGUUUGAUAAAAAAUACACGGUUGACUAGAAGCCGAUUCUUAUCAUCCGGGAAUGACUAGAAUCCGAUUCAUGUCACCCUGGGGUGACAUAAACUUGAUAAAGCCGAUUCUAGUCACCAAGGGUGACUACCGUCGGCUUGAAGUCACCGCAGGGUGACAUGAAUCGGCUUUUAGUCACCCCCGGUUGACUUGUGGGCCUUUUCAGGUCGACAAUGAUAAUGAGCUCUAAUUACAUACAUUCAAUAACUGAUACAUGGGUUUCGCUGUUUUGAUAUAUUCUGUUCUAAAAUUUUGAUACCUCACUGUCAAUGGAAAACAUCGUUUGUGUACAUCAUUGAUUGGUUGUGAAAUCAUCAAGUUUUUCUUCUUUUUUACCAGUAAACAAUCUAGUUUAUAUCAAUGUGGUACGUCGGCAUUAUUAUUUAUCCGCAGAGAAAUCUUUGUUUGAUGUAUUAUACAUAUGCCAUUAUUAUUUGUGACCGGGUCGACUUUCUCCCGAUUUGUUUAGUGGUUUAUAACCCGUACUUAUUAUUUUAACAUGAUAUUUUUGUGAGUGUAGUCACAUGAUCAAAUCGGAGGAAACGAGUCCAAGUUCACUCUAGUGCACCAGCAGGUUAAAAGAAGAGAGACUGAAGUGAAAGAGAAAGGGACUGAAUUCCAUAAAUUGAUCCUGAUUUAUACUGUAGGAUAAACUGCUAUUUGAAUGUUCGUCUGCAUGUAUUUCAUAAAGGACUGAAAAGCAUUCCUACAUUAUUAAAAGAAGUGAACUGUGAACUAUCUUAUUUAUGAUGUCUUGUUUAUUGGGAUACAACACAGCCGUAACCAUCCGGGUUACAGUAUUACAGACUAUUUUAACAGAAUUAUACUUUAACUACAUGUACUUUAACAUGUAAAACUUCAUACACUAGAGUAUCAAAAUUGGCGACAGGUUCAUUUCUAAUGUUGUGAAACGUUGGCCUAUGGUUAAAAAGUUUUAUCGCACAUCUUGUGUUUGAAUUUAUUUGUGUUUCAGUGUUAAUUUUAACUUCUAAGGUUGAUAAACUUUUGGAACUAGCUUUAUUUCUUUCAUAUUUCACAAGAAAUAUACUUGAACGAUUUGAACAAAAAGGUUUUAACAUUAUAAACAGUAACAAAAUGGCAACAGGUUCAUUGUCUUCGGUUCCAAAUGGUUUGCGUAUGGUUGAAGCCUUUUCUUGCACACGUUGUUUAGAGCAGAAUCUUACGGAAUCUGCAGACAUUUAUUGUGAAAUAUGUUUAAGGUUUUGGUGUAAAAAAUGUGUUAUCCUGCAUAGUCAUUUUUUUACAAAACAUAUGACAUGUGGAAGGGAGGAUAUUAAGAAAUGGCCAGUUUCUAAGGCAGUGGAAGAUUUUCUCAGGAAGUGUGAGGUGCAUGAGGAUGAAACACUGACACAGUUUUGCCAUGACCACAGUCAGCUGUGCUGCUCUGCAUGUGUUGGAACAAUUCACAGGGGCCUCAUCCUCACUAGUUCAUGCCCAAAGAACAAUGUUCCCAAACUCCAACACAGCCACUACAUCUCAACAGGACAUGUCGAUGGAGAGGGCUCCCUUCCCAGAAAACCUCACCGAGCUAAUGAACAGUGCCACUGCGCCAAACGUGACCCUUCAGAAAAAAAGGAUUCUGGGCCCUAUAUAACCCUAGGACCAAUCCAAGCUCCCACAGCAGCCAUCCAGCCAGAGCCUUGUGAGCUUAGGGCAGGGGGUCUCCCAUUACAGCAACCGUCACAGAUCAUUGUCUGGUGGCACUCGGCUUCAGACGUCGCCCAAUUAGGGCUUCACGUUCAAUGUAUCCUAGCAACAGCAGCAACAGUCGGCUCAGCCGUCUACAAUGUUUGGACAACAACCUUCUUGCAGCAGUUUAUUACAACGCCCAGCUCAGUCGUGGGUCAACAUGCUCUUUCCAGAGCCCAUUUGGCUCUCAGGGCCGUGGCUGUGACCCUCUUCUCAUCUUGUCCAGCGCCAUGUGUUUCCCUGGUCUACAGCACCGUAUCUAUGGCAAUAAAAUUGGCUACAAAAUCCUUGACAUCAACCCAGUACUCCCUUUGGGGUAAAGCAAUGUGCCCCUAGAUACAAACAUCGUCACAGAUCUCUCUCCAAUGGCUUGAAGCUGUACACAUCACCGCUUCAUAUUUAGCUACCAGCAGUAUCCAUGCAACAGACCCAGUUCUGCCCAGCAACAGCUACACCAGAAGCAGUAGUCAAGUUGACCCUCACCUCUCAGAGCAAAUCAGUGGACUUUGAUGUAGCAGCACAUCAACUCAAAGAGAUCCAUGCGAGGUCAGCCCUCACAACAGUGCCAUACCAUGACGUCCUCCAACUCGCCCCAGUACUCACCUUGGUGUCAGGGAAAGGUUCAAGUUCACAUGGGCUUUGGUGACCUUUGCAAGAUUGCAUGUUGGACUGGAGUGAUGGGACAUCUUCCAUUUCAAUUAAGAUCUUGUUGCAAUUAUUUUCUCUUUAAUAAGUCAUUAAUGAAAAUGAUUGCAACUACAAAAGGAAUACUUAUGCUGCUAUGGAUAAAAAUCUCCAAACAUAUUAACCUGAGAUUGAAGUUGGACUCUUGGCUAUGUUGUGUUUAUUUAGUGUUGACAUUAAUGGAGUUUUUAGACAAAAGUAGAAUGUGGGCGCAUCUGUGAAAUGGUUGUCAGCACUUAUUCUUAGAGGACAUAAAAGUUUUCUCAGAACAUAUCGCCUUACACAGAUAUUUUGAUUAUGUGUGAUAUUUUUUCUACUAUAAAAAAUUAUCAUUUUCUGAUAUCCCAUCCUAUAUUGCCUAAUUGAUGGGUUUGGAUGAUAUUUGGAAAUGAAGAGGUGAAAAAGAAGCAAACACUUUUAUACUUCAGUUUUUAUGUCCCCCACUAUAGUAGUGGGGGACAUAUUGUUUUUGCCCUGUCUGUCUGUCUGUUGGUCUGUCUGUUGGUCUGUCUGUUGGUCUGUUGGUCUGUUUGCGCCAACUUUAACAUUUUGCAAUAACUUUUGCUAUAUUGAAGAUAGCAACUUCAUAUUUGGCAUGCAUGUGUAUCUCAUGAAGCUGCACAUUUUGAGUGGUAAAAGGUCAAGGUCAAGGUCAUCCUUCAAGGUCAGAGGUCAAAUAUAUAUGGCCAAAAUUACUCAUUUUAUGAAUACUUUUGCAACAUUGAAGAUAGCAACUUGAUAUUUGGCAUGCAUGUGUAUCUCAUGGAGCUGCACAUUUUGAGUGGUGAAAGGUCAAGGUCAGAGGUCAAAUAUAUGUGGCCCAUAUUGCUUAUUUUAUAAAUACUUUUGCAAUAUUGAAGAUAGCAACUUGAUAAAUGGCAUGCAUGUGCAUCUCAUGGAGCUGCACAUUUUGAGUGGUGAAAGGUCAAGGUCAUCCUUCAAGGUCAGAGGUCAAAUAUAUGUGGCCCAAAUCGCUUAUUUUAUGAAUACUUUUGCAAUAUUGAAGAUAGCAACUUGAUAUUUGGCAUGCAUGUGUAUCUCAUGGAGCUGCACAUUUUGAGUGGUGAAAGGUCAAGGUCAUCCUUCACAAGGUCAAGGUCAUCCUUCAAAGUCAAACGUCAUAUAGGGGGACAUUGUGUUUCACAAACGCAUCUUGUUAUUCACCUAAAGUUUUUUUUAAUUUAAACAACAGUCCCAGGAUCAUCAUGACUGUGCGUGUUCUUUGAUCUCAGACUCAUUGAUAAAAAACAUACAAAAUGACAAACUGAUGUUAACAACAAUGCAACUUUCUUUUUUCAGACACCAUUCAACAUAAUCAAACGGGCCAAUCAGAAAGAUAGCCUGUUGCAUCAGUUAGUCAUACCUUGGAAGAUCAGUUAUAAAUAAAAUUUAAACACAUGCUACUUUCUUAGUGCCUGCAUUGGUCGUGUUAUAGCCUCGCCUUCUGUUGUGAACAAUUACAAUAAUGGAAGAUCAAAAUUGUGGGAUGGGUUGGAAACGAGUGGCAUAGUUCAAAAUGAAAUUGCAGAAUGAAAGUCACGUGCCCAACCAUAAAGUAGUGUGUUAUUGUGGCAUGUGACCAGCGAAUACAUUUCAUGUAUUAUGGGCAUUAUAAUGCUGUCAAUGAUUUGAUGUUAAUGAUUUUUGUUAAAUGAAGUCAACAUAGGUAGUACAUGUAGAAAUUAAGUGAAUAUUACUUGUUUUAAGAUUCUGAAAUUAUCACUCUUCAUUUUGAUCCAGAUUUUGGAAAAACUUAAAUAAAGAGUUCGCAUAUGCUGACUUUCAGCUUAAGCAAAGCUCUUUAAAUAAUACUAGUAACUUGUACAAAUUGUCAUAUUCAUUGUCUUCUUUUCAUUAAAUAAAACAUAUUUCAGUAUUGUUUAACCAGUAAUAUAGCUAGACAUGCUAUUUUUUUUAAAGAAAGAUUCAAAAUUUUGACACUUCUAUUUUGAUCUUUCUGUAUUUCAGUCUGUAUACAAUACUUAUUAGUUUGCUUAGAGGACUCAGUAUUUUACCAAGAAUCGUGUGUAGUCUCAUACAAUUUAAAAUGCAAAAUAUUAAUUAAUUUACACAGUUUCAUCAUAUUUUAAAAGCUGUAUUCAUGUUCAAGACACAAAACCUAUGUUGUCAUCAUUUGAUAAAGGAUUGUUUGAAAUGAAUAAAAUUUGAAAGGUUA
Molecule: messenger RNA, 8224 nt
Organism: Dreissena polymorpha
Lineage: Eukaryota; Metazoa; Mollusca; Bivalvia; Myida; Dreissenidae
Exons: 9
Coding region: 4750-5700 (316 amino acids)
Biological process (GO): proteasome-mediated ubiquitin-dependent protein catabolic process; protein polyubiquitination
Molecular function (GO): zinc ion binding; ubiquitin protein ligase activity
Source: RefSeq, a predicted model, not a curated record